This is a messenger RNA of Closterium sp. NIES-65, 363 nucleotides long. The record is from the annotation of a GenBank genome assembly. NCBI's taxonomy places the organism in Eukaryota, Viridiplantae, Streptophyta, Zygnematophyceae, Desmidiales, Closteriaceae.
AUGGGCCACCCUUCGCGGCCCCUCGCGCCGCCCUUACGGCCCCUCCCCCCCCCCCCCCCCCCCUCGCUGCCCCUUCACGGCCGGUCGCCGCCCUCCGCGGCCCCUCGUGCCGCCCUUCACGGCCCGUCCGCUGCCCUUCGCGGCCUCUCUCGGCCCGCCGUCGCCGCCUCUGGAGCAGCAGCAGCCGCAGUCGCUACAGCGGCCGCGGCCGCCGUCCCAGCAGCAGCAGCAGCCGCCGCCCCUACAGCAGCACCCGCCGCCACUGCAGCCGCGGCCGCCGCCGUCCCUACAGGAGCGGCCGCCGCCGCCCCUGCAGCAGCAACUGCCGCCGUCGCUGCAGCAGCGGCCGCCGCCAUCCCGUGA